Messenger RNA from Rhizophagus irregularis DAOM 181602=DAOM 197198, 1705 nucleotides. Lineage: Eukaryota; Fungi; Glomeromycota; Glomeromycetes; Glomerales; Glomeraceae. The record is from RefSeq and is a predicted model, not a curated record.
UCAACAAGAAACAAAAAUUUGGUAAGCUUUUACAACGUGUAAAGUGAGUCUCGGAAUCCUGUAACUAAAAUGACCUUUCAAAUUAUUACUUUAUACCCACACCACUUAUCAGACCCGUUGUUCGAGAACAUUUGUAAUCUAGUGAGGAACCAGAAACAAAAAUUAUGUGCAAUACAAGACCAACAAGAUAAUACUAUUAUUCAACAUGACGAAGACCUUGCUGUACUUGAGAAGAGCGUACUUUAUGUAAGAAAGUCAUACAAGUAUCUUUAUAACAAAUUGGAAAAGAAAUCAGCUGACGGUUUAAAAAGAUUCCUUAUCACUGGAACAUCGGGCAUCGGAAAAUCAUGUUUUCUGAUUUACGUUUUAAUCCAACUCUUAUGCGAUGAUGUGACUGUAAUCUUUCAGCCUCUCAACGAUAAAUACUUUUAUUGUUUCAAGAAUCUAACAGUGACCCGUGGAACAUAUGAUGAUUUCUUGUCUCUACUCGGUUCACCUACGACAUGGUACCUGGCAGAUGGUGCCAUAUCUCCAAAAUUAGUACAAGCAACGACUGUAGUCUCCCUAUCACCAAAUGGGAUUGCAACAAAAGAUUUUCAAGAAUUUGAGAAGCGUCAUCCAGUUGAAUAUUACAUGGGUCCGUGGACGUUAGAAGAAUUGUUAUCUUGUCGGAAGCAUGUUUUUCCACUAGUGCCGAAAGAAAUAGUGACUAAUCUUUUCCAUAAAGCGGGUGGAGUGCCUAGAUACGUCCUCCAGAAUGUUGAGGUAUCAAUACGAAACGUUAUUGGAAAUAAUAUUGGACAUGAAGGAAGACCAGAUGCUAAAGAAAUGGAGAUAGUUGAGAAAGAAGCUUGCAAACGCAUUGAACUUGCUAUUUCAGAAACUGACGACUUUGAUAAAAUUAUAAAGUGUUUUACCGAAAAUGAAGGAACCUAUGUUGAAAUUAGCAAUCGCAUUGUCCACAGAAUUCCAGACGAAACACAUUGUGAUUACCAUUAUGAAUGGGCUUCUGCUUAUGUAUUUGAUAGAAUUCAAGAAAGAUUAGAGGAAAAGGCAUGGGUUGAUUGUUUGCACAAAAUACGAAUUAUGCGAAAUCCUUAUGAGGCUAGCGCAAGGGGAUUUUUAUUUGAGUGUUAUGCAAUCCACCUAUUUCGUACUGGAAACCAGAAAUUUGAAGUAAGGAAGCUGAGAGGUGAAGAAAAAGAUCAAUUUUCCAUACAUCGUAAGCCAAAUGCUGGGUUUGUAAGAAAUUUAUCCGAUCUCUUAAAGUAUUCUGGAGAAAACAUAGUUAUCGUACCAGAUAAACAAAAUUUUGGUGCGGUAGACUUAUUUGUAACGCCUAAUUGUAUUUUUCAAGUCACGGUGUCGGAACAUCAUCCUAUAAAACAAGUUGAGCUGACAAAAGUAAUCACAAGCAUGCCGGUCUAUAUUAGUGAUCAAAAUGCUAAGAUUCAACUUUACUUCGUGGUUCCAGAUGAUAUAUACGACAAAUUUGAACACCAAAUUUACACAACUCGAGAUAAAGAUUCUAAUGAAGAUCGGAAAGUCUUGAGAAUAGAUUCCGCCAUUAAAAAUGUCGAGCAAUGGGCUCUAAAAGUACAAAUCAAUCCGAUAUUAGAAGAAUAAUGUUUUAUACAAAAAUAAAUAGUUAGAAAAUUUUUUUUCUUGUAUUAUACAGCUUUUACGAUGUUGGAGGAAAUUUAAU